Vitis riparia (riverbank grape) is the source of this 1788-nucleotide messenger RNA. RefSeq lists its product as uncharacterized. The coding region runs from base 46 to 786 and encodes 246 amino acids. The record is from RefSeq and is a predicted model, not a curated record. The transcript has 9 exons. NCBI's taxonomy places the organism in Eukaryota, Viridiplantae, Streptophyta, Magnoliopsida, Vitales, Vitaceae.
UAUUUCAAUUCAACCAGUCUCGGCUUCUUCUCUCAGAGAGCAGCAAUGGCAAUUUGGCUUGUUAAUGGCCUCAGAGGUCUCUUCUCUGUGUUGGGAUGUGUGAUGCUGGCCACUCUCCUUUACACCAUCUUUACCGAUGGCCUCCCUUUCCGCAGAGACCUUCUCACCCCGUGGAUGGCUGCAACCCUGGUUGAUUUCUAUAUCAAUGUUGUAGCUUUGGCGGCUUGGGUUUCAUGCAAGGAAUCAAACUGGGUUAGUGCAAUACUAUGGACAAUUCUGCUCGUGUGUUUUGGCAGCAUUACUACAUGUGCCUACAUUGUUUUGCAAUUUUCCAAGCUGUCAUCAGAAUCUGUACAAGAUGCCAUUUAUCAUGUCUUGUUGCGGAAUCAAAGCAAGAAUGGUACAGUACAAAAGAGGACAUUUUCCCCUAUUGUGACUGCAAGAAUUAGUUUCAGUUUAUUGGGUUUGCUGAUGUUGGGAACUUUGAUUUACACUCUCCUGACUGAUGGUUCUCCUUUCCGCAAAGAGCUUUUAACACCGUGGAUGACAGCAACACUAAUUGACUUCUAUAUCAAUGUUGUGGCCCUCUCAGUUUGGGUUGCCUACAAAGAAUCAAGUUGGAUCAGUGCAUUCCUUUGGAUAAUUCUAUUGAUAUGUUUUGGCAGCAUUACUACAUGCAUCUACAUUGUCCAACAGCUCUUCCAGCUCUCUUUUCAAGAUCCACUUUACCUUGUUUUGUUGAAUAAUGGCAACAGGGUCCCUAGGGCAGGUUCAAUUAACCGCUAGAAGAAAGGAAUAUCAUUGGGCAGAUGGCUCUAGAAAACUUACUUUGAAAUGAUUGUCCUAUCGUUAGUUAGAUGUAGUUUUCUAAAUAAAAAGAUAAUUGGAGUUUGAAAAGGUCAUUUGAAAGGACCCCUUGUAAUAUAGAUAUAUUCCACUCUUCCUAUGUGUCUCUAUAAUAUGUUAACUAUCAUCUUCAUAGAGAAAUGUUCAGAUGCAGUAAAUGAUUUGUUUUUGUGUCAUCCAGUCAUCCUAAUGGAGGAUGGUAUUGUGACAGCUUGAGAGGAAACUCACCCUUUCAAGAACAGCAGGAGCUUCAAGAUGUGAUUAUGAAUUUUAUGCUCAUCUUGAGGGCAAUUUGCCUAGUUGACAUUAAAACAAGUUCCUGGAUUUUUACAAUUCUUCAACUUUUGCUAUUCUUAGCAGUUUUGUCAAAAUACUAGGAAUUUAAAGAAAAGAUAAAGCUGAAAUAGGUCAAACCUUUGAAAUGGAUCAAGCCGAUGAUAUUUGGAAUUUCGGUUAAAACCUGAACCUUGGGUUGGAUCCCAAUGAUUGCUAGAUCCCAAAAUUUACCAACAUAGCAAGUCCUCAAACUGACCUCUGUUGAUCCAUUGCCCAGAUGCAUGGGAGUCAUGGACUGUGAUUUUCACCCAGACUUAUUGGGUUCUGCAAAGAACAAUGAAAGAACUGCUUCUAAACUGGAAUUCAAAAAUUUGUUAGCAAAAAACAAGACAAAGAGAUUUAUUUUGUUUUCCUUGUAUGCUUGGACAGGGAUUGGAACUUUGAUUAGGAAGCACACUUUCUGGAAUACACUAACAGCUUGGGUUGUACAAGAGUCUUGAAGUGUUUUGAGCUCUUGUUUUGCUCUUUCCCAUUCCAGAUUUGUCCUGUUUCUUUUGGCACAUUGCUGAAAUUAUAACCCUGCAUCCCAAAACCUAUGUUUCAUGACCUGCACUCAAAGCUGUUUUAGAAUUUGAUAAAAUCAAUUUCAUAAGCCCCUCAUAUCAA